AUGACAACGGCUCGGCGCCGCCGCGGCCGCUCUAUCAGGCCCCCUUCGGCAUUGCAGUCCCUGAACGUGCCUGCGAAGGGACGUCUUCGCAGAGGUUCCGCGGAGCUUCUGCUUGCUUUUCCUCGCUUCCUUUCCUUCUUCCUAUGGUCCUGAGAAAGGCGGAGGCGGAGGCCCUGGCUAGGUGGAGGUCAGUCCAACUAUGCUCUCCAAGUCAGGCGCCCAUGAGGACGCUCUGGAAGAGGGGGAGGACCUUGGUUGUGGGCGGAAGAGGAAGUCCAUGAAGUAAGGGGGCGCCGUUGAGCUGCCGGGGAUUUAGACCCCGCGGCCCUCUCGAGGUGCGGGAAGAGCUGGCCCUCCCGCCCUCGUAUCUUCAGCCCGGGAGGCAGCAUAUUCCGAGGGGAUACUCUUGACUGGGUGCUUGCGGGAAGCGGGCGGGGGAGCUCAGUGGCCCUGCGAACCGCCAGCCUUCGGGUCGUGGGAAUGGUCGCCUAGCAGCGUCGCCUAGUGACAUUUAGACCAAGCGAAAGGGCUGCUUCCUGGGGCACCGCUAGAUCUUCUCCUCUCCGGGGGAGCCUGGGGUGGUUUCUGCUUCAGAAAGUUGCACUCGCCGUCACUAGUUUUCGGAUUGCUUCCCCUCUCUCCCUUGGUGUCCCCAAAUGCUUCAGAUAGGUAUUCCUCGGAAGGUUGAAUGUUGCUGCCUCGUGCGAGUUUGCAAAAUAAUUUAAUUUGCUUAAAAGAGUCCAAACUGUUGACAGAAGCGUCUUUAAUACGACAAGUAGAAGGGUCGUCUUCUUUUUUUAUAUGGUUCCUACUUUAUGUGGAGAAAAAAAAAGAUUAUUUCACAGGGGCUUAUUUCCUUGUAAGUCUGUUGACGGCUCGGGCAGGCUUCUUGGCUGUGAAGCUCAAAGCUCCCAAGAGAACAUAGUUGGCAAAAACAGAAGCACUCUUGUAUGGAUGAUAUAAAUAUAUAGCGGGCAUGAGAUUGGAAACACAUUACUUUUAUUAUUUAUUUAACAGAAUUUAUAUACUGAUUAAUCAUCCAAAACCCCUAAGUGGUUACAAUCAAGUGGUAUAUAAAUUUUGUGAAAUAAAUGAUAAAUGAUAAAAAUAUUCAUAAAAGUAUUGAUAAAAUUGAACGUUAAGAGCAAAUAUAAGUAAAACCAGCAGUUGUUAACAAUGUACAUAAUUAAAUAAAGUAUGGGUAAGCUUGCCUAAAAAACAAAAUCUAGCAGGUGCCAAAAACAAUACAGUGAAGGUGCCUGCCUAAUAUCAGUGGGGAGGGAGUUCCAUAGAAUAAGUGCUGCCACACUGGAGUAUUGGUUUCUUGCAAGUGGCACUUAUAAAAGUGCCAGUUCAUACAUAAUAAUACAUACAAAGUAACAUACAUAUGAUUUGUUCGGCCACAUUAAGGCUUUAUAAAUCCAUAUACAUGGUAGAAUACUGUCAGCAUGGACAGUAUCUCUGUCAAGGCAUCUUCAAAGAACAUUCACAACGGUGGAUGGAAAAGGCUGUAGGGUGGAGUAGUUAUGUCCCUGGUUUUCUUCCAAAGAGGGAAAGAAAGGGGAAUACACAGAUCUCCCCACAGGCUGUACACUUGUGAUCUCUGAUUCUGUGAAAAGAUGGCUUAGGUGCCACAGUGCCAUCAACUUCAUAUGCCUGCGACAUGAAUAGAGUGUUGACAUGAAUAAAGUGUUGAUUCUCCUUGGUUAUCUUCCCACAGUGCCGAUUUCCACUUCCAAGCAGGAGUCAUUUCCCCACCCACCUGCCACAUUAUCUUUUCUUGUCUGAGGAUAUGGAUGGGAGUGCAUUGCUCACCACGAACACUUACUACACAAUAAAAUUUUAACUAGAACAAUGCAGUGUAAGCUAGAUAAGUUAAAUACAGACAUCUAACUUUCCAAGCUUGGUUGCAGAGGUUGUGUUUUUUUUAAUAAUUAUGAUCAGAGUAUUCACAUGACUGAGUUAAGUGAUUCUAAGUUACACUUUUGUUAAUUUUGUUACAGACACUGGGUUUCAGAGACAUAUGAGCAGGGAUAACAUUGAUUUAAACAUGCCCUUCAGAUAGCUAAUUGUAGGGCCCAUCUGGACAUGGCAGUGUAUAUCUUAUAUUCCUUCAUUGUUGUAAAGCUUUACAUUAUCUCAGGCUUUCAGUGUAAUUGGGGCACAAAUAUUCAUAGUUUGAGCCAAAGCAUGCUGUGAUACAAUCCUGAGAAGGUCUGGAAAAAUGCACAUACCCUAAAAGCAAUAAUGUUUCACUUUGCUUAUUAUUUUCUUUCUUGGGAAUUUCCAUUUAAAGACUUAUCUUAGAGCAGGGGUAGUCAACCUUUUUAUACCUACCACCUACUAAUGCAUCUUUCUUGAUGGUAAAAUUUCCUUACCGCCCACCAGUGCUUGAAGGAAGGAGGAUUCAGCUUGUGCCGUAGAACCCCCUACUGCCCACCUAGAAUCCAGAAAUGCCCACUAGUGGGCAGUAGGGACCAAGUUGACAACCCCUGUCUUAGAGUGAAUUAAUUGUUACUGUUACUUCCACACAGUUUUGUCACAAAUCAAGUUCUACGCCAUGGACAAAAGCUCCUAUUCUUUAAUGUGAUUUGUUUUUCCUUGCAGUUUUAUUCUGAGAUGUUUCAGCAGGAAAAGAAUGUGCUUCUUCAGAUGAAUAUCCACUCAUUUUGGAUCAUUUUUUGUGUGUGCAUACCAAAAUGCUUGUGUAAGUUGAAAUCCAUUUUAGUUUCCCGAAGCUAGUUGGUGAACAAACAUUGUACAUUAUUCUUUUUCUUGGAUUCCAUAUGUGUUGCAGAGUGCUUAACUGUCCUUUAUUGAUACUGUGUUUGCAUUUUUAAUAUAUGUAUGCAAAUCCACUUCAUUGCCUUAUUGACUAUAUUCUAACACAUUCAAUAAGCUUAUGUUAUGUCUUUUUCCUUUAUGUAAAAUCAUUUUACAUUGUUGAGCAGUCCACUGAGUCCACAGGAGUAACUCAGGACCAUUGUGAGUGGUUAGAUGGCAAUAUUUAAACUGCCUAAUUAGAAACAAGUGUUUUAAUAUCUACGCCUAGCACAUCCCUUCUGCUGCAUUUGAAUGUCUUCCUCCACCCUGAGGAGAAAUCAGCAGUCAUUGAUUUAUGCAUUGCUUCUCUACCCAGGGAAACACAAUGAUGAUUUCUGAUUGUUGCUAGCUUCUUUCCCUCUCUCUGACAUAGAAGGAACACUGUCAGAAACAGUGGCGUAUUCUGGUUGUUGGAAGGCUCAGUUUUUCGUGGUGGGAGGCUCACUGCAAACAUAGAUCUUUUGUUUUUCUUUAGCUGUAAGCUGUGCCUUCUAGAAUUGGUGGUAGGGAGGUGGAAGGGCUAGUGUGGUUGCCACUGGGUUAUUUAGGCUAUUAGUCAGCAACUAAUUGCAAAACUGGAUUAAAAGUCUGUUGUCUGCCAUGGCUUCAAAAGAGAAUAAUCUUUUUAUUGAUCAAAAUUACUUCAGUUCCUCUGUCCUGUAAAAGGCGUUCCUAAAGAACAGAAGAACAAACUCUGACUGUGUUGAAAUGGUGUUUUAGAUUGCUUUAAAAUAUAUCAGUUUCUCAUGUAUUUUCUGUUUUUAUAGAUGCACAGAACAUGUGUCCUGAGGUCAGGCAACAGCUUUUGAAAGAUGGCUUUCACAGGUGGGUUUAUGACCAACAAAUAUUGGUUAGUGGUUCUGUUAUUAGUGUCUUAAUAAGACCUGAAUUCUUUUGCAUCUGCUUUACCAUGGCAGUAUGUACGUAGUCAAGUGAACUGAUAUGUUAAACUAAAUGUACUAGUGGCAUGUUUAUGGAUGCUGUGGGAUGCUGGUACUGUAUUGAACAAUUGUUAAUAAAAGUUGCAGUCUAUCUUAAGUCACAUGGAUUCAUAGACAACUCGGACCAAUACCUAGUUGUAUUGAAUCUUAGUCCAAUUAAAGCAAUGUAGAGCCAAUUAGAUUGAGACUUCUCAGCUUCAACUGUCCAUUAAUACAAAGAUGAAGAAGUUAUAUGUUGUGAGUUUCUUCUGAGUUUCAGUGGGGGUUAUUACCAUUUAUUUAUUGCCACAUACCAGAAAAUGGUCUCAGAGCAGAAAUAUGGAAAAAGACACACAGCUAUAAUUAAAACACUAGUUAGUUAGUUAGUUAGUUAGUUAGUUGCUUUAACUUGCCCAGGGCAACACAAAGCAACUUACAACCAACAAUUAACACACAUAAAAUUGAAUGUUAGUGAUAAAUCUCUCAGAAACAUUCUCAGUUUCCCCAGACCCAAGUAUGUGGGGCCCUGUAGCCAUAGGAAAAAAACCUGCAGAUUAAAAAAUAUAGUAACACAGUCUUUUAAAAGCACUUUAUAUACAAGUGAGAUUGGUAUGUUUUGAUGGCAUUCUGUUGUAAAAGCUUCUUGUUUUAAAUGUUAGAAAUCUGCUGAUUCGGGUAAAUAUCAGUACAGCUGACAAAAGCCUCAGAAGCUGCAUGGUGGCAACUAAGGUACACUUACCAAAAGGACUAUAUGUGGAUCCCUAUGAAUUGACAUCUUUACAAAAGCACAAUCUCACUGAGGUAAGGUUUUCAGGAUGACUUUUGUGGGCAGGGAAAGCUAAUAGGGCCCGAAAUAGCUAGAUGUGCAUAAAGUUAGGCUUCUAAUGGCAUACAAGCACCUGUCCCUUCUUGGAAGCCAACAGUUAUGAGCCUAACUGCUCUAUCUGUGGCAGAGCAAUACUAUACAUACCUCCUCUUAAGUUAGCCCCACUGAACUCAGUGGGACUUGCUCCCAGAUAAGUGUGUAUAGGAUUGUCAGGGAUGAUGGGAGUUGUAGUGCAACAACUUCUAGAGGGCACCAGGUUAGCUACUUAUGGCAUAAAGGCUUGAUAAUCAAAGACAGACCAAAUCAUACUGGCCUUACAUAGCUUUUUGGAUCCUUGUAACUGUUAUUGUAAGUGCUAGCUGUAAUGUUACAUUCCUGUGUUCAUGUUUUAAAGGUACAAGUAGGCACUCAAUUAAGAAACCAUUGGAGAUGAGAUUUUAUCACAUAAGGGGCUAGACAAAAGUCUAUUUUGGGUAUUUGCCAAAAACAAUAUAGUGUCUCCCCUGUUUCUUUCUGAAGUUGUCUUUAUUACUCACGUUGUUUUUAACUUCCAUUUUACUUUACUGACACCCCUGACAAUUUUCGCUUGCAUUGUUAACUUGUUGUUAAGAACAUUAUUUCGCAAUACAAGCAUCCCCCCUUCACUUACACACAAUCGACUCACGUGCAACUGCAUAUAUGUGCAGUGCCAGGAAACGAACAGACAGACAGACAGACAGACAAACAAACUCUCACCUGAAAUGGUGGGAGAGAGUUGGAAAGUCCUUGUGGCUCACAAGGAGACCUUUCCCAGAGCCCAAAGAGGACGACAGUGAGCCAGAAGUCCAGAAAAAAGCCUCCAAAGGCCCAAAAAUGGCAUACGGGAGCUCCCCCUUCUGCCUCUCUACCCCACUCAACAGCUGUUGGGCAGGAAGCUAUAGAUACUGCAUUGGGCUCCCCAGUUACAAACAUUUCACAGAAUGUAACUCCCAAAUAAGUGGGGAGUCACCUGUACUGCAUUACUAACAGACAAGUACUGUACAUGAAUAAGUCACUGCUACCAGCCUUGGGGCUUCUCUGCAAGAUAGCUGUGGUGCUACUGCCUGUAAUGGAAUUAUAGUCUGAAAUAAUGCCCUGCUUUUAAUUAUGUUGUUAUACUUUUUCUACAGGCAUUGAUGAUGGCAGAUAACAUAGAUUUGGAAGCUCCCGAGUACUUAGCUGCUGACGUUUCUGUCCUCGUUUAUAUGAGACCUGACCCUGAAUGCUUUUCCUGUUUUAGAGCAUUAUUACCUCUGCACUGCCGGUAUCAUAAGCCAGCAGAGAAUGAUGGGAAAAUCUCUACUGUACUGAAGAGUCCAGAUGUAUUGAUGCAUUGCCAAAAAUGUAAGCGAGACUGACUUUUCUUCUUUGGGGAAUGAGAAUGGGAACAAUUGGAAGAAGAAUAAAAGCAGGGCAAUAUAGAAUCAUUAAAAAUUUGCGGAUAAAAUGUUAUAUUUUUGUAGAAGCAUUAAGGACAUGUGUGAAGAUAGAUACAGAAUUGAGAGACAUACUUCAUAAAAAAUAUGAGUGAUCUCUUUCCUGAAUAUUAAGUUUAUGUGCUGUUUCUCCCCUCUCUUUUAGUCUUCCUUUCACUGGAAUGUUUGAAAGAAACUGAAAUAGAAGCUCCAUGUUCUCAGAAGAAUAUACACACAUGCCAUUGGGAUAGCAUGAAGUUCAAAGAUGUGUGUUCAUACUUCUUACAUCUCUUAGUUUUUCUAGAAAUAGAUCUGUCUGUAACAAUUUUGAUUCAUCUGUUUUAAUUUUUUGUCACUGCUUGGUCCUGGUAAAUAGGCUCCACUGGGAUUUUAAUAGCCUAAAUGUUCAUAGGAUCGUAGCUCCUGUUUCCAGAUGAGAAGGCUGUUUGGCUGGAAAUGCUAAUCUUCAAUUUUUUCACCACAUUGCUUAUGGAAAAAUGAUUGAGGGCUACAAUCCUUUCCCUGCACAUGGGAUGAAACUCCACUGGACUUCCUGGAACUUGAUCCUGAAUAGUCAUGUGUAGGAUUGCGCUGUAAAGUUGGUUGGUGCAAGGCAACUUUUAAGAUGCUGAAACAGACUGCUAGGCUAAGAAGCUGCUUGCUUGCAAGUCACCUGACCAGAAAGCAGCCAGUAUAGGCUGUAGGUAGAUAAGGGUGGGACUGAUAAGAAGAGGGAACUUCCACACUGUUCCUGGUGGCUAAUAAACCUCAGAGGGAAUCAUGGGAAGGGGAAAGAGGCAGAGAUUUUCUUUUGUGGAAAUGAGUGGUAGGUUGGAUUAUCUAUUCUUCCCUAUGAUGUGAGCAGUUCUUCUCUGGUCUGACAAGGAAGACCAAGAAGGUUAUGUUCCCUGCUUCUGAAGGAAGCAGGGAGCAGCUGCCCCAGGCUCUGAAAGGUAUGGGACGGCUGGAUUGCAAUACAUUUUUAAUUAAAGAAUAUAGGAAGAGAAAUGAUUACAGUUAAAUUGUGAAUAUACAUAUUGAAUGAAGGUGGCCCUAUUUGACUUCUAAUGUGCAAAUCUUCUUUUGUAGGUAACCGAAGAACUGAAACUGCAGAUACCAGUUGGGCUCAAACACCAUCUUAUGUUGGUAUGCACAGUGACUCUUGCUACCACAAUAUUGUGUUCCAGUCUUAUCCUUUCAGCUUUAUUCAAGCAUGGAUGCUUCUCCUUUGUUCAGAGCUCACAGUAA
Podarcis lilfordi (Lilford's wall lizard) is the source of this 7250-nucleotide messenger RNA. Lineage: Eukaryota; Metazoa; Chordata; Lepidosauria; Squamata; Lacertidae. The record is from the annotation of a GenBank genome assembly.